GCCGUCCCAGGAGGCGGGUGCAGGCCCCGCGGGGCGAGAGGCCUGUGCCACCCUUAGGGUGACACCGCAGCCCUGCUGCCCCGCAGGGUGCCCAGGCUGGGGCGGGGGACGCAGGGCCUCGCCCGCCUCACCGGGCCCUCCGUCCCCAGCAGCCACCGGCCCCCCGGCACCGACCCCACGGGAGGCUGUCGAGGGCUUCCCCAGCCGCUGCCAGCCCGCAGAGCACGUGUCUGCAGCAAUAAUUGAUGGCCGAGGUCACCCUCGGCCUGUCGGGUCCGGCUCCUCUUUCCGUCUCCGGAGGUUUAAUUACCUCCGGUAACGGCAGCCGGGGCUGGAGGCUCCCGCCGCCGCCGCCGCCACCCGGCACAAUGGUGGAUCCAGUUCCCCAUCAAUCAUUCAUGGCCCCGCCGCUGGCAGGGGUCUCUGGGGGGCGGCGAGGCUGGGGGGAGGGCUGGCCUGCGCCUGGGGUUUUCCAGCCUUCCCGGUGUUAAAUAGGCGCUGCCGGUGCCGGUCGGAGGCACCCGGUCACCCGUGGGGUGAGUUCAGAGGGGGCACAGGGCUCUGGGCUUUUUGGGGUGAAGCAGGAGGUGACGGGGCAGCCCCGUGUCCCAGCGGAGCCAUGGGGUGCGGGAAGGGUCGGGACUGGCUGCAGCCGGGGCUCUGGUAUCCCCUCCGCAGGGACGAUCGGUGUCCCCACCACGGUGUCCCCACCACGGUGUCCCCAUGGGCGUCUUGAGCUGCGUGAAGUAUCUGAUGUUCAUCUUCAACGUGCUGGUGUUUGCUGGGGGGACAUGUCUGGCGGGUGUGGGGCUCUGGGUGGCCGUGGACCCGGCUGGUUUCCAGGACAUCGUGGCUGCCAAGGCGGUGCUGAGCGCUGGUGCUUACCUGCUGCUGGCCGUGGGCAUCGCCCUCUCGCUGCUGGGCUUCCUGGGGUGCUGCGGGGCCCUGCGCCGGAGCCGCCCGCUGCUGCUGGUGUUCUUCAUCCUCGUGAGCCUUGUCUUCAUCACGCAGCUUGUGGGGGCUGUUCUUUUCCUGGUGCACUGGAAACAGAUCCGGCCGGAACUCUUCCUCUCUGAGCUGCAGAGAAACUACCGUGGGGAUGAGAGUGCUGAGGUCUUCUCCACCGCCUGGAACACCCUCAUGGUCACGUUCUCGUGUUGUGGCGUUUUAGGACCCGAAGACUUUGGGAACGGCUCCCGCUUCCAGGAGCUGCACCCAGGGACGCCCUGGCCGCAGGCGUGCUGCACCCGGGAUGGGGUCCUGCAGGCGGGCGAGCUGCUGGGCUGGGAGCAGUGCCAGGAGAGGAGCCCUGGCUACAUCCAUGAGCAGGGCUGCUUCGCCACCUUCGCCAGGACCUUGCAGAAGUACAUCUCUGUCCCUGGGACUUGCAGCUUGGCUGUGCUGGGCAUCGAGAUCUUUGCCAUGUUCUUUGCUUUUUGCCUUUAUUACAACUUCGACUGAGUGGGAUGAAGCGUGUUGGAGACAAGCCAAGGGCUUUGGAAGCAGCAGCAGGCAAGGACGUUCCCUUUCCUGGCGCCCCUAGUUCAGCGUGCUGCCUUCCCCAGGCAGGCAGGAGCCCUGCUGCGUCCUGUCUCUGCUCCAGCCUGCGCCCAAGGGUGGGCCUAGCUGGUUUUUCUUGGAGCAGGGACGGGGCACAGGUCACAUUCUUUGCAGGCAACCAGGCAGAGCAGGGGGCUGAGCCUCAGAGUUGCUCCUGCUGUGAUCUGCCAUCGGUCUUCACAAAAAUCAAAGGGUUCCGGUGACAGUCCUGCCCCUGCACACCUCCCGAGCUGCUGCAGCACCGAAAAUCCUCCCGCUCACUCCUCAUCUCGGGCUUCUGGCCCCGCUCACCACCGCCCUGACUCCUGCAGGCUCCCUUUGGGCUUUCCUCCACCCCUCCUCGCUGGCGCGUCUCUGGCCACCUCCUGGCGACGCGACAGAGUGGGGACACAGCCCGUGCCACCGCUGGAAUCUAACAGCCCGCUCUAGGGGGCUGGAGCCUCGAGGUCUAACGCCUUAGCCUUUAGCAGCCUUGACCUUACACAGAAAACUAAGCCUUUACGAGAGGAUUUCCACAGGCUGGUUGCGAUGUGUCUGUUCCGAGGCUGGGGCAGUGAGAUCAGAACCCAAAACACUUGGUGCUGUUCCUGCUUCUCCAAGAGAAAGCUGGAAAUGGGAAGCUGAAUCGAACUUUUCACAAAAAAGCCCUAGGAAAGGGAAAACCAAAGCCUGCUGCAGCUACACCUGAACAAAAACUGCUCAGGAAUCCAGGCAAGAUUUCUUCUCCUUCUUGCUGAUACUGCUCCCUUUUCUUUUC
Messenger RNA from Falco peregrinus (peregrine falcon), 2317 nucleotides. RefSeq names its product tetraspanin-18-like. Lineage: Eukaryota; Metazoa; Chordata; Aves; Falconiformes; Falconidae. The record is from RefSeq and is a predicted model, not a curated record. The coding region runs from base 724 to 1461 and encodes 245 amino acids. The transcript is spliced from 8 exons. Gene Ontology annotation, cellular component: membrane.